AUGGGAUGUGUGGUUCGUUUUCACUAUGGCCAUCCAGAUAUAUUUGACAGGCUGUUUCACCUGACCAGAGGUGGUGUCAGCAAAGCUUCCAAAAUCAUCAAUCUAAGCGAGGACAUAUUUGCAGGUUUCAAUUCUACACUACGUGGGGGCAAUGUUACUCAUCAUGAGUACAUACAAGUGGGAAAAGGCAGAGAUGUGGGCCUUAACCAGAUCUCACUUUUUGAAGCAAAGAUUGCCAAUGGAAACGGAGAGCAGACAAUGAGUCGUGACAUAUAUAGGCUGGGACAUCGGUUUGAUUUCUUCCGCAUGCUGUCAUGUUACUUCACUACUGUGGGAUUCUAUUUUAGUACCUUGAUAACUGUGCUUACAGUCUAUGUAUUUCUCUAUGGUCGUCUUUAUCUCGCUCUCAGUGGGCUUGAAAAAGGAUUGAUUACCCAGCCAGCUAUUCGGAACAAUAAGGCUCUUCAAGUAGCUCUUGCUUCUCAGUCUUUUGUACAAAUUGGAAUUUUGAUGGCAUUGCCUAUGAUGAUGGAAAUAGGUCUUGAAAGAGGUUUUCGUAAUGCAUUGAGUGAUUUUGUACUGAUGCAACUACAGUUGGCUCCUGUAUUUUUUACGUUUUCUCUUGGAACGAGGACCCAUUACUAUGGAAGGACCUUGCUUCAUGGGGGUGCACGAUACAGAGGUACUGGUCGUGGAUUUGUUGUGUUCCAUGCCAAGUUUGGAGACAACUAUCGGUUGUACUCCCGGAGCCAUUUUGUCAAGGGAAUUGAACUUAUGAUUCUACUUCUUGUGUACCAUAUAUUUGGUAAUUCAUAUAGAGGUGUAGUUCCUUAUAUAUUGAUAACUGUAUCAAUGUGGUUCAUGGUGGGAACAUGGCUUUUUGCUCCCUUCCUCUUCAAUCCCUCAGGGUUUGAGUGGCAAAAGAUUGUUGACGACUGGACAGAUUGGAAUAAGUGGAUAAGCAACCGUGGAGGGAUUGGUGUGCCGCCAGAAAAAAGUUGGGAAUCCUGGUGGGAAAAGGAACAAGAGCAUCUUCGUCAUUCUGGGAAGCGGGGUAUCAUUGCAGAGAUAUUUUUGUCAUUGCGGUUUUUUGUAUUUCAGUAUGGACUCGUCUAUCACUUGUCAUUGACGAAGAAAACUCAAAGCUUUCUGGCUGCGUCAGUGGGUAGGCGAAGAUUCAGUGCUAAUUUUCAGCUUGUCUUUCGAUUGAUCAAGGGCCUCAUCUUCCUAGCAAUUGUCGCUGUUCUGAUCACUUUAAUUGCACUUCCCCAUAUGACAUUUCAGGACAUCAUAGUUUGCAUUCUUGCAUUCUUGCCAACCGGAUGGGGUUUGCUUCUGAUUGCACAAGCAUUGAAGCCUCUGGUUCAACGUGCUGGACUCUGGAGUUCAGUUCGGACGCUUGCACGUGGUUAUGAAAUAAUCAUGGGGUUAGUUUUAUUCACCCCAGUUGCAUUCUUGGCUUGGUUCCCAUUCGUUUCGGAAUUCCAGACACGUAUGCUGUUCAACCAAGCGUUUAGCAGAGGUUUGCAGAUUUCACGUAUUCUAGGUGGACAAAAGAAGGAUAAAUCCUCCAGCAACAAAGAGUGA
This is a messenger RNA of Ilex paraguariensis (yerba mate), 1587 nucleotides long. Lineage: Eukaryota; Viridiplantae; Streptophyta; Magnoliopsida; Aquifoliales; Aquifoliaceae. The record is from the annotation of a GenBank genome assembly.